This is a messenger RNA of Suillus subalutaceus, 988 nucleotides long. RefSeq lists its product as uncharacterized. The transcript is spliced from 4 exons. The record is from RefSeq and is a predicted model, not a curated record. The coding region runs from base 332 to 628 and encodes 98 amino acids. Lineage: Eukaryota; Fungi; Basidiomycota; Agaricomycetes; Boletales; Suillaceae.
GUGCAGUGAAGCAUACCUUCUGUAAGAACAGAAAUUUGUGUGCUCAGUGGAUUUGGCCGUGCACGCGGUUUACACUAUCCUUUUUUUUCGCAGGUUUAAGGACUUCUUCACUGACCGUAGACUUUAUACCCUUGUCUACAAAACAGGGAGACGAGUUUCCCAGUCCAGCAACUGACACCCCGCCCCGAAGAUUCUAGCAGUGCACCAAAGAGUUUCUGGAAGCUCUCCCUUCGAGCUACGAAGUACGAGCCAACUCAGUGGUUCUCAUGCAGUCACACACGAUCUCGAGUUGAUUUAAAGACAACAGAUCCGUCAACGAUGAUUAAGCUCAAUGGCAGCGAUCAGCAGACCUGCAUAUUGGCUGGUUCAUCAAUUUCCUUUGCGACUUCUUCCAUAUCUUAGAGCACAUCCUCGUUGCCAUCAAACUCUGAUGUCUACCUCGUAUCUUCUACAAAUGGUGUGUAGUCUGUUAUCUCGUGCUGGUGUCUAUAAGGGCUGUCCCAAUGAUUUGGCAAUUUGGAAAAUCAUAUUCGAAGUUCCUAUUAAUUCUAGCGUCCAGUGUCCACCACGGUCGUUCAUGCAAUUGAGGAAUAUUCUCGCGCUGCCGGUGCCGCCUACCAAACGGUAGAUUGUCGCAGGCAUUCGGAGGGGACUUGAGCAUCACAAUCACACAAGAUGAUUAUUUGCAUGAGUUGGUUCAUCGUAAACGCUCAGUGGUUCAACCGUCAACAUUCGGAUUAUUCACACUGGUUCUGGCACACGGAAGGGGGUUCUAAACGGACAGACCUUACGGGGAGCUUCGGGGGGGCUUUGUGUCCAUCCCGAUUCUGUAGAGUUGUCUAAAAUGUCCGACGCGAAAAUAUCAGCACCACCACGCCUUUCACCAGCGAACGGCAACGAGCGGAUGACUCAGACAACCCGCUGGACAAGGUACAUCUGCGCAAUAUGGGUUCCGAUUAAGUCCUGGGCCACGGGGCAGAUAAUGUAG